Molecule: messenger RNA, 3180 nt
Organism: Closterium sp. Naga37s-1
Lineage: Eukaryota; Viridiplantae; Streptophyta; Zygnematophyceae; Desmidiales; Closteriaceae
Source: the annotation of a GenBank genome assembly
AUGCUUGCCGCGACGUCGUUCGGGUGGGUGGCCAAGCAGAUUGACCUCCUCACGGGCGAGAAGCGUCGUAGUGGGGUGAGCAUCGAGAACAUCAAGACAAAGGGGCUGCGGACGUUGCAAGAGAGCAUGGUGGAGUACAUCUGCAAGCGUAUCGCCGAAAACCGCUCUGCGGCGCCGACUUCACAAGCCGUCAAACCCGCCGACAGUGUGAUUGAUGACGACGGCGCGGAAAGACAGACGGCGCCCCAAGCAGCAGUUGCCGCCCAGCAUCAGGGGAACGCGAGGGUGUCCGCGGAAGGAGGCCCUGAACUGGACGACGUUGAGGAGCUGCGACAGGAGAACUGGUUGUUGAGGGCGGAGAACGCUCGGCUGGCGACGUUGCUCAAUGCGGAGCAGGCUCGGCUGGACAGGUUUUUUGUUGGGUUUAGUGGACUCGUCGACCACGUGAAAGGGUUGGCCGAACAGGUCGACGACACCGAGAAGUAUGCGGUAGAACAGCUGCGAAACGCGACGGCGGCCAUGUCGGAGACCAUCACGGGCAACAUCACCGGCAGCUUCGACGAAGCGUGGAAGGCGAUGAAGACCUUCGCGGAACAGGCGUCGGCGUGGUUGGAGGACUUCGACAACCCGGAGGGUCGUGUGGCAUAUGCACGCGCGAGAGCGAUCGACGCCAUGGCCGAUCACGUGACUGGGGAGGUGGGCGAAGCGAAGCGGGGUUUGGAGCUGUACAUCACGACGCAACUAACCGCCGCGCAGGUCAACAUCGCCACCGCUGUGACCUCCAGGCUCGCCGUGCAGCCGCCGCCACCGCCUCAUCCCACGCCGCCCGCCCUCCCGGAAGAGCUCUUGAAGUCGUUCAAGGCCGACAUCAUGAAGGCGGUGACGGAGGCCACCCAACAGUCUUUCGUUGCUUCCGGGAAGAAGAUGAUGACCGAGAUGAUCGGCACUCUGGCGCCUGGUCGACGUGGGUCGUCGCCGUCGGCCAAUGACGCCGAUCACGCGCAACGGAAGACGGCCGACAAGCAGGGCCCGAAGAGGACGGGUGACGGAGACGACAAGGAGAGCGCGAAGCGGAGCAAGGGAUCGGACGGGAGCCGCGGCUCGAAGCCUGCGGCACAGAGCGUGGUCGACCAGCUGAAGACGAAGGCGGGGUGGAAGGUGAUAAGGACGUCGAACAGCAAGGGAGGCGGAAGCGGGGGGGCAGAGGGUGGCCCUGCCGACGGGGUUGCCGCUAACGUCGCCGCUCCGCCUGGCCCGCCUUUGGUCGCCGAGCAGACCCAUCCUCAGGCGAGCGGUGGGAAAGGCGUGACCGACAAGGAGGUCCCAACUGCGCAGGCGGCAAAAGAUGGCGGCGCCGGAACCACCAAGGGACCGUCCGUCGCGGUGGCGGCCAAGGGCAACGCGAAGGCUACUUCUGCCUCGGUUGCCAGCACCACCAAGUCGAAUCCCCGUAACCACCCUGCGGCUACCAGCGCGCCUGCCGGCCAGUCAGGUGCGAACAAAGAUGGGGAGGCCCGUGUGGCCCCUCCUGCUCCGGCAGCCCCGUCUACCGCCCAGGGCGACGCGAAGGCUGCUUCGGCUAAGGGCGAUGCUCCGGCAUCAGCUAAGGGCCCCCCCGGUGGUAACGCGCUCAGGGCGAUGCUCCGCCGCAUGGAGGCACAUAGCAGGGACGUGCAGCAGCAUCCCGUGGUCGACGCCGGCUUUGCCGGAACAGCACGUCGCUCAGUCACUCCGCAGGUUGCCGGCACAUCGUCCGGUGCCCCGCCUGCCGCGCCUCCGGUCGCCGCCCCACCCCCUGCGGACCCCAAAUCCGCGUUUCUUCGCGCCCAUUUAGGCGCACGCAAAGCGGUGACUCAGUCGGAGCCUGGCAACAACGCGACGCCGACGUCGGUAAACGCGACCGCACCCUCACCAGGUGCAGCUGUUGUCGAUGCGGCCGCGGAGAAGGGAGUGAGUGCAGCGCUAGCCACCGGCGGCCGCGCCGACAAGCAUGCCGAACUCGCUGCCGUCCUGGCCCAUUUUGAAGCAGCAAAACGCCCCGAGCACGCCCCUGCUCUGGCCAUCAUGGACUCGGCGCAUGUGGUGCCGUCGGCGACCCACGGAGAGGGUUCGGCGGAGCCGACGGCUGCAACGAGUGCUGUCGCCGAGAGAAAUGCUGGACGGAAGGGGAAGGAUGACACCGGGAAAGGGAAGGCGGUCUCUCAGAGGAGCACGCGGGCGAUGUCUGCGGGAAAGGAGAUGUCGGAAGAGAAAGGGAAUCAGGACAAGACGGGCGGCAAGGGUAAGCCGGCGAAGAAGAAGGAGAAGGCGGAGGAGGAGGACGAGGAGGGCGGCGAGGGAGAUAAAGAGCAUGGACGCAGGGGUCAUGGCAUCCGCCAAGACAGGUUCGACGAUAUACUCGGCAGGUACCGUGGGUACGCGAGUUCGGGUGAUGCGCUUCAUGACGUGCUCUGCCCGGCGAUCUGGUUCCCCAUCAUCGAAAACACGGAGGAAGGCAAGGAAGAGACGGACCCUCUCAUGUCGGCGAUGGUAAAUCGCGUGUCGAUGUGCGCGGCGUAUGGGAAGGUCGCGGCGAGCGCGGCGUUUGGGAAGGUCGAUGCGAGCGUGGAGGGGAAGGCGGGAGAGAAGACGGAGAUGGAAGGCGCGGAGGGGAAGGCGGACGAGAAAACGGAGAUGGGGGCCCAGGCGUUAGCGGCAUCGGCAUGCGCCCUCUGGUGCUUCGUGGAGACGGGGGUGUCGGUGCUCGGUGCUGUGGGCGAAGGGAAGGCGGCGGCGAUGGUGGCAGGUGCGGGGGAGGAGAGGGCCGAGGACUUCAAGAAGGUGAUGCUCGCGGUGAUCGACAUAGCACGCAGUAGGCAGGCUCCCGCGGGGGAGGUUGCACAUAACGUCGCGCCAGCGCUGCAGAGCCAGGCAGUGGCCAGUGCCUUCAAGGAGGGAGUUGAGGAAGUCGAGGCCGACAUGAUUGCUAGAGCGACUGUCGAGACCUUGGAGUUCUGGGGAAUGUGCCCCGUGGCCGGGCCCAAGCUCAAAGAGCAGGGCAUCGAUGUGCCGUGUGACGCGAAGAUGGAGUACGAUAUGGAGCACAGGGGGAGGAAGGGGGAGAAGGUCAAGCAGGCCAAGGGCAGCAAGAGGAAAAGGGGGCAGAUGGGCAAGCAGGGCAAGGACAGUACGGAUGCGUAG